AUGGAGGUUGUGUCAGCAGAAGUGAACAGCUUGCUCCCCGAGGAGAUCAUGGACACAGGUAUAACACUGGAGGAAGAUGAGAGCAUCCAAGCUGUAAUUGUGGGUGACCCUAUUCCUAUGGAAACAGAACUGGAGGGAAUAGCAAACGUAAGCUCUGCUGAUGAUCCUACUGCUACUAGUACGUCAUCAAUCACUACGGAAUCUGUCGCAUUGCCCAGCAAUUGUGUUAGCCACGUUACCGGCAAUUCUGCCUUCGUAAAAUCUGACGCCAGUGUGACCGCCCAACCUUCUUUUCAAAGCGGCCUCCAAAAACUAGGCACCCAGACUCCAGUCUCUCUAUCAGCCAAUCAAAUCAUUCUUAACAAAGCCACGGACUUGAAAAUUAGUAAACAGGCCAUAAAGCAGGAAGGUCAAAAACUCAUAGUAACAACUCUGGGCAAGCCCGGACAGCCGAUUGUCUUGGCGCUACCCCACAGCCAGCUGUCACAGUCUCAGAAGACCACAUCGCAAGUACAAGCAAGUGACUCCAAAGUUCCAACACAGCAAUUCAAGGUGGUCACAAUUGGAGGAAGGUCGGAGGUGAAACCCAUCAUUGGUGUGUCGACCUUGACUCCAGGGUGCCAGCUGGUAAACGCCACAAACCAGUCAUCCGUACUGCAGACCCAGCAGCUAAAAGCGGUGCAGAUUGCUAAGAAAGCCAGGACACCAACUUCAGCCCCAUUGAUAACGAAACUCAUCAUCACCAAACCAAUCAAUAGCAAGGCAGUUAUGGGGCAGACAACUCAAGUAUCACCAGUCAUUGCAGGUAGAGUUCUUACACAGACUGCUCCAGGGACACCCCCCAAAACUGUAACUAUUUCAGAAAGCGGCGUUAUUGGGACAACUUUAAGUUCCACAAUACAGGAGGCCUCAAAUAAGAUUGCAAUCUCUCCUUUGAAAUCACCAAACAAGGCUGUGAAAUCUGCAGUACAGACCCUCACCGUUGGGGGAGUGGGCACUUCUCAAUUUAAAACGAUAAUUCCCCUGACAACGGCACCCAACGUUCAGCAAAUUCAGGUACCUGGAAGCAAAUUCCAUUAUGUCCGGCUUGUCACUGCCACAACUGCCAAUAGUACAGCACAGCCAGCCAAUCAGAAUCCCAGCACCAGCACUGCAAACCUCCAGCAAGCAAAACCAGUGGUGGUGAAUGCGACCCCUGUACGGAUGUCUGUGCCUAUUAUCCCAGCAACACAGACAGUCAAACAAGUAGCCCCCAAACCAAUGAACACAACUUCACAGAUAGUUACCACAAGCCAGCCACAACAAAGACUUAUUAUGCCUGCCACACCACUGCCACAGAUCCAACCCAACCUCACCAACCUUCCCCCUGGCACUGUCCUGGCCCCUGCUCACGGCACAGGAAACGUGGGAUAUGCAUUUCUCCCAGCUCAGUAUGUCACACAGCUACAGCAGCCAUCUUGUGUCUCCAUAGCGAGCAGUACUAAUCUUAGUGGGACAUCAAGUAUCCAGACCCAAGCUCGGCUUCCGUUCAAUGGGAUAAUCUCGUCUGAAUCUGCAAAUCGUCCAAGAAAACCCUGCAACUGUACAAAAUCACUGUGUCUUAAGCUAUACUGCGAUUGCUUUGCAAACGGGGAAUUCUGUAACAAUUGCAACUGUACAAAUUGCUAUAACAACCUGGACCAUGAAAAUGAUAGGCAAAAAGCAAUCAAGGCCUGCCUGGACAGAAAUCCCGAAGCCUUUAAACCUAAAAUAGGGAAGGGAAAGGAAGGCGAGUCGGACAGGCGACACAGCAAAGGUUGUAACUGCAAAAGGUCUGGAUGCCUCAAAAAUUAUUGCGAGUGUUAUGAGGCAAAGAUCAUGUGUUCUUCAAUUUGCAAAUGUAUCGGCUGCAAGAAUUUUGAAGAAAGCCCGGAACGGAAAACACUGAUGCACUUAGCCGAUGCUGCUGAAGUGCGAGUCCAGCAGCAAACGGCUGCCAAGACAAAGUUGUCUUCACAGAUUUCGGAUCUGUUAACCAGGCCAGCUCCAGUGCUGACAAGUGGAGGGGGAAGGUUGCCCUUUACGUUUGUAACAAAGGAGGUUGCUGACGCGACCUGUGACUGUUUACUGGCGCAGGCCGAACAGGCCGAGAAAGCAGGAAAAUCCAAAGCCGUAGCAGAACGGAUGAUUCUAGAGGAAUUUGGACGUUGUCUAAUGAGAAUCAUUAACUCGGCAGGAAAAUCCAAAAGUGAUCCUUGUGCCAUGAACUGCUGA
Molecule: messenger RNA, 2253 nt
Organism: Protobothrops mucrosquamatus (brown spotted pit viper)
Lineage: Eukaryota; Metazoa; Chordata; Lepidosauria; Squamata; Viperidae
Gene: LIN54
Product: lin-54 DREAM MuvB core complex component
Exons: 12
Coding region: 1-2253 (750 amino acids)
Biological process (GO): regulation of DNA-templated transcription
Cellular component (GO): nucleus
Source: RefSeq, a predicted model, not a curated record